Messenger RNA from Folsomia candida, 873 nucleotides. Its product is annotated as glutathione S-transferase 1. The transcript has 4 exons. Gene Ontology annotation, biological process: glutathione metabolic process. The record is from RefSeq and is a predicted model, not a curated record. Lineage: Eukaryota; Metazoa; Arthropoda; Collembola; Entomobryomorpha; Isotomidae. Bases 138 to 758 code for a protein of 206 amino acids. Gene Ontology annotation, molecular function: glutathione transferase activity.
CAUUUACUAAAAACUCGUCCAUACAUCAUCCAUCAUACCCGGAUCACCAUUUCGUACAAGAUCAGCUCCCGUAAUAAUAUUUUCCACUCAUCCCUAUUUUUUUAUAAUUAACGUGAAAUAAAACAAAAAUAACAACAAUGGCAAAUUCGACGUACAAGUUGAUCUAUUUUAACGUAAAAGCGAGAGCUGAACCAAUCAGGUUCCUUUUCGCCGUGGCUGGAGUUCCAUAUGAAGAUCGUCGCGUCGAAAGGGCAGAUUGGCCCGCAUUAAAAGAAGUGAUGCCAUGGGGUAAAAUCCCAGUUUUGGAAGUUGACGGUCAAACCCUUGCCGAAUCCACCGCCAUAUGUCGAUUCUUAGCGAGGCGAUUCAAGCUAACGGGCGCAAAUGACCUUGAGGCUGCGAAAUGCGACGAGUAUGUUGACGCCGUCAUGGAUUUGCGAGCAGGUUGGCGAGCAUUCCACUUUCUCGAGGACGAGGAAAAGAAGGCAGAAUUGAAGAAGCAGUUCUUGGAGGUGCAAGUCCCUGCGUGCUUUUCAAAGUUUGAAAAAAUUUUGGAAAAGAGUGGAGGUGUUUUUCUCCUUGGGGAAACUUACUCCUGGGCCGACCUUCACAUCGCCCACACUUUGUCGUUCUUCGAAGAGACCGUGUCCCCCGACACGUUGAAGGGCUACCCAAAACUGCUCAAAUUCAAGGAGGCUGUCUUCAACAUUCCACAAAUUAAGAAAUGGGUCGAGGAGCGACCAAAGACCAAUAUGUAACACGAUCCUUUAUAAAAUGUUCUUCGUAUUUAAAGCAUAUCUGCAAAUUUGGAUGAUCAAUUCGGCUGUGUAAUUCUGUUUGAGCAACAAUAAAUAAGAAGCAAAAUUAAAAUUA